Scomber scombrus (Atlantic mackerel) is the source of this 1659-nucleotide messenger RNA. It is a transcript of the gene asic1c, whose product is annotated as acid-sensing (proton-gated) ion channel 1c. The record is from RefSeq and is a predicted model, not a curated record. Gene Ontology annotation, cellular component: membrane. Bases 1 to 1659 code for a protein of 552 amino acids. NCBI's taxonomy places the organism in Eukaryota, Metazoa, Chordata, Actinopteri, Scombriformes, Scombridae. Gene Ontology annotation, biological process: sodium ion transmembrane transport. The transcript is spliced from 11 exons.
AUGGUCAAAGCACCUACAUCUGAAUCAAUUGCCCUCGGGCCACACAAACAGAAUGAUGCCCAAGAGACUACGCUUCAAAACACUGAGUCAAGCUCACUUAAACCGACAUGGAAAGAGAUUACUGUGGAUUUCAUAAUGAGGACCAAGAUCCAUGGUUUGAAGUUUGUCUUCUUUCCAGACAAGUCCAAACCACAGCGGGUCAUCUGGAUCCUGGCCUUCUUUCUUUGUUUCAGUCUCCUCAUCACCUGGUCCGGGAACCGAAUCCUGUACCUGAUGUCCUACCCUGCUAUCACUAAGAUCUACAUGGUGUGGGCUCACAACAUGUCCUUCCCAGCAGUGACUUUCUGCAAUAAAAAUGUUUUCCGUGUAUCCACCCUGACCAGGGAUGAUCUUUAUCACAGUGGCUACUGGAUGGACCUCAUGUAUCUUAAUCACACAGUGAUGGAGAAGAACCUGGCCAUCCUUAAGGACAACCACAAGCAGGGUCUCCUGAGGCUGCUGGAUUUCAAUAACUACACCCCGCCCCCUGAUUACCAUGUCAACACCACCGAGAUGAUGAGUCGGCUCGGUCACCAGCUGGAGGAGAUGCUGCUUGAGUGCAGGUUUCGUGGUGAAACCUGUACCCACAAAAACUUCAGCACUAUAUACACACGCUACGGAAAAUGUUACACUUUCAACUCUGGAUUAGAUGGCAACCCACUGCUGACCACGUUGAAAGGUGGCACGGGGAACGGCUUGGAGAUCAUGCUGGAUAUUCAGCAGGAUGAAUAUCUGCCUGUUUGGGGAGAGACAGAUGAAACCUCCUACGAAGCAGGCAUCAAGGUUCAGAUCCACAGCCAGGAUGAGCCGCCCUUCAUUGACCAACUGGGAUUUGGUGUGGCCCCUGGUUUUCAAACUUUUGUGUCAUGUCAGCAACAACUGCUUCAGUACCUCCCUCCGCCUUGGGGAGAUUGCAAGUCUACUCCCAUAGACUCUGAAUACUUCUCCACAUACAGCAUCACCGCCUGCCGCAUUGACUGUGAAACUCGGUACCUGCUGGAGAAUUGUAACUGCAGGAUGGUUCACAUGCCUGGAACCUCAACAGUUUGCACACCAGAGCAGUACAAAGACUGUGCUGACCCAGCUUUAGACUUUUUGGUAGAGAAAGACAACGAUUACUGUGUCUGUCAGACCCCCUGCAACAUGACUCGCUAUGGCAAGGAGCUGUCCAUGGUUAAGAUCCCCAGUAAGGCAUCUGCUAAAUAUCUGGCUAAGAAAUUCAACAAAACUGAGCAAUAUAUUGGAGAAAAUAUAUUGGUCUUGGACAUCUUCUUUGAAGCUCUGAAUUACGAGAAGAUUGAGCAGAAGAAGGCCUAUGAAAUUGCAGGGCUUCUCGGUGACAUUGGAGGUCAGAUGGGGCUGUUUAUUGGAGCCAGUGUUUUAACAAUACUGGAAAUAUUUGACUACCUAUAUGAGGUGUUUAAGGAUAAGGUUUUGGGUUACUUCAUACGCAAGAAACGACCACAGCGUUGUCAGAGCGACAAUCUGGAGUUUCCAGAGAACCCAACCAGCCCUGGUGUCACGCCUAAUCAUGCCCCCAGAGCACCUGUGACACCCUCCGGAGUCACUCGGACAGUCUCGGAUUCACGCCGAACAUGUUACCUCGUCACCCGACUCUAG